GGCGCCAGGACGCCCGAUUCCGGAAGGGGCUGAGUAGCUGUGGCGGCGAUUUCCGUCCUGUUGGUUAGUGUUUCUUCCUUGCCGGAGCGACUGGGUAGACCGCGGCGUCAUGGUCGAGGAGGUACAGAAACAUUCUGUGCACACACUUGUGUUCAGGUCAUUGAAGAGAACCCAUGACAUGUUUGUGGCUGAUAAUGGAAAACCUGUGCCUUUGGAUGAAGAGAGUCACAAACGAAAAAUGGCAAUCAAGCUGCGUAAUGAGUAUGGUCCUGUGUUGCAUAUGCCUACUUCAAAAGAAAAUCUUAAAGAGAAAGGCCCUCAGAAUGCAUCAGAUUCAUAUGGACACAAACAAUAUCCUGCCAAUCAAGGACAAGAAGUUGAAUAUUUGGUGACAGGUACACAUCCGUAUCCACCAGGACCUGGGGUUGCUUUGACAGCGGACACUAAGAUCCAAAGAAUGCCAAGUGAAUCAGCUGCACAGUCCUUAGCUGUGGCAUUACCUACUUCUCAAGCCAGGGUCGAUGCAAACCGUAGUGCACCUGCUGGAGGUGAAUACCGACACCCUGGGGCUUCUGACCGGUCACAGCCUGCAGGGGCGGUUGUCAUGGACAGUGGCAAUGCCAAGAACUCCGCACUGAUGGCUAAAAAAGCCCCUACAAUGCCGAAACCUCAGUGGCACCCACCGUGGAAACUCUACAGAGUGAUCAGUGGUCAUCUUGGCUGGGUUCGAUGUAUUGCUGUGGAACCUGGAAACCAGUGGUUUGUUACUGGAUCUGCUGACAGAACUAUAAAGAUCUGGGACUUGGCUAGUGGCAAGUUAAAACUGUCAUUAACUGGGCACAUCAGUACAGUGCGUGGUGUGAUAGUGAGCACGAGGAGCCCGUACCUGUUCUCCUGUGGAGAAGACAAACAAGUCAAAUGCUGGGAUCUUGAGUAUAAUAAGGUUAUAAGGCACUAUCAUGGACAUCUGAGUGCAGUGUAUGGUUUAGAUCUGCACCCAACAAUUGAUGUGCUGGUGACCUGUAGCCGAGACUCAACUGCACGGAUUUGGGAUGUGAGAACUAAAGCCAGUGUACACACGUUAUCUGGACAUACUAAUGCGGUGGCUACAGUGAGGUGUCAAGCUGCAGAACCACAAAUUAUUACUGGAAGCCAUGACACUACAAUACGAUUAUGGGAUUUGGUGGCUGGAAAAACAAGAGUCACAUUAACAAAUCACAAAAAAUCAGUCAGGGCUGUGGUUUUACAUCCAAGACAUUACACAUUUGCGUCUGGUUCUCCAGAUAACAUAAAACAGUGGAAAUUCCCUGAUGGAAGUUUCAUUCAAAAUCUUUCUGGUCACAAUGCUAUUAUUAAUACACUGACAGUAAAUUCUGAUGGAGUGCUUGUAUCUGGAGCUGACAAUGGCACUAUGCAUCUUUGGGACUGGAGAACUGGCUACAAUUUCCAGAGAGUUCAUGCAGCAGUGCAGCCUGGGUCUUUGGACAGUGAGUCAGGAAUAUUUGCUUGUGCUUUUGAUCAGUCUGAAAGUCGGUUAUUAACAGCGGAAGCUGAUAAAACCAUUAAAGUGUACAGAGAGGAUGAUACAGCGACAGAAGAAACUCAUCCAGUCAGCUGGAAGCCAGAAAUUAUCAAGAGAAAGAGAUUUUAAUGUGGCUUUGUCUUCAUGGUGGUUCCAGUUUUGUUUUUUGUUUCUUUUUUAGCUUGGUGUUGAUGAGAAUAUCCAGUCAUUUGUGCUCUGGCUAGGAAUAUAAAGCAAAAACUCACAUGCUUGAAUCAUUGCUUUUUCAUAUUUUACAAUGAACUGUCCUUUCCCCAUGUUUUUAUUUAUAAAAUAAACAGUUUGAGAUCCUAGGAGGUAAGAUGCAGAUAUCAAGCAUAUGUGGGUUUGUUGAACAUUACUAUCCUAAAGAUAGAAUGAUUUAUCACUUUUAUUAAAACACACUUUUUUUUUUUAACUUACAGAACUGCUUACUGUAGUAGGACAUGUUUUGAGGGGAGCAGUCUUUCUUUUUAAUCCUUUAAAAACUGGUAUCUGUGACUGAUAAUUUGGGAUUAAAGGAUUUGAAGCA
Molecule: messenger RNA, 2072 nt
Organism: Physeter macrocephalus (sperm whale)
Lineage: Eukaryota; Metazoa; Chordata; Mammalia; Artiodactyla; Physeteridae
Gene: PLRG1
Product: pleiotropic regulator 1
Exons: 15
Coding region: 110-1651 (513 amino acids)
Biological process (GO): mRNA splicing, via spliceosome
Cellular component (GO): Prp19 complex; precatalytic spliceosome; catalytic step 2 spliceosome
Molecular function (GO): protein binding
Source: RefSeq, a predicted model, not a curated record